Molecule: messenger RNA, 2872 nt
Organism: Microplitis demolitor
Lineage: Eukaryota; Metazoa; Arthropoda; Insecta; Hymenoptera; Braconidae
Gene: Hex110
Product: hexamerin
Exons: 5
Coding region: 16-2748 (910 amino acids)
Source: RefSeq, a predicted model, not a curated record
UGAUUUUGAAUCAGAAUGCGCAUCUUUUUCUUGCUGGUAGCCCUCGCGGCUGCAGUGGCCGCUAUCCCGACUCCUUUAAGACAGCAUGCUGCCGACCAGGAAUUACUUAAAAAGCAGCAAGACAUCAUCCACUUGUUGGAGCACAUAACACAGCCGACUCCCGACAAACAAGUCUACAACUUGGGAAUAAACUACGACAUUGAGCAGAGCUAUGGUGACUACAGCGAGCCCCAUAUGGUAGAGUACUACGUCGGUCUCGUCAAACAAGGACAUGUCCAGCCAAAAGGAACACCCUUCUCAAUGACCAUCAGCCAACUUCGCAAAGAAGUUUCUAUGCUGACUCGUAUGCUCCUUGGAGCCAAGAACUACUCAGUAUUUUUCAAGACUGCUGCUUGGGCCCGGAUCCACGUAAAUGAACACCAGUUCAUCAUGGCAUUCAUCACCGCUCUUCUCCAACACCCAGAGACCCAGGGAGUUAUUCCACCAGCUCUGUAUGAAAUCCUACCUCAGCAUUACUUCGACGCUCGUGUCAUCCACGAAGCCCAGAAUGUCAGAAUCUACGGUAUGGACAACCCAAUGACUGAGCAGACAGUUGUCAUCCCAGUAAACUACACUGACUACCUUCCUUACGGAGAGCACCAACUCUCUUACUUCACCCACGAUAUUGGUCUUGCUCUCUACCAUGCCUACUUCGCACUCGCUGGUUACAUGAUCCCUGAAAAUUACAAAGUACAUGGAGUUGAGAGUGAAACCCAUCGCUCAUCACACUUAGGACGUGGAUCACACUACUGGUAUAUCCACCAACAACUUAUGGCUCACUACAACCUCGAACGUCUGUCCCAAGGUCUUGGACCCAUCGAUGAAGUAGACUACGAACACAUCAAGACCCCAUACCACCCACACUUGUACUGCACAAACGGACUCCAGUUCGCUGGUCGCUCUCACGAAAUCACCCUCACUCCCUACUACGCAGACCUCGUGAGAAACGUACACGCUCUUGAACAAAGAAUCGUCGAUGCCAUUGACUCUGGCUACGUAAUUACACCCCAGCAAUCCUUCCUAUCCCUCUUCCAUCCCCAAGGACUCAACAUCCUCGGAGAAAUAAUUGAAGGUACCGGAAAAUCCAUAAACCCACGUUACUACGGCAGCUACCAGGCCGUAGCCCACCAACUUCUUGGCAACGCACCGGAAUUCAGUACUAUCUGGGAGUACACUCCAUCUGCUCUUGAUCUCCAUGAGACAUCAGUCCGCGACCCAGCCUUCUACCAACUCUACAAACGUGUGAUGAAAUUAUUCCAUCGUUACCAGGAGUCUCUUCCAGCUUACCAAUACAACGACCUAAUUGUUCCUGGUGUAACCAUCGAAAAAAUCAUGUUCCCUGACCUCAACACCUACUUCGACACCCAGAUCGUCGACCUCGACAAUGGAAUUUUCCAACCGGUCAACAAGAACGAGCAAGAGAACCUUAAAGUAAAGGCCGAGGUUAAGAGAAUCAACCACAAGCCAUACGAAUACCAGAUUGUUGUCAACUCCGAGAAACCCAUCACCAACGCAGUCGUACGUGUCUACCUUGCACCCAAAUACGACUACGAUGGAAAAUUAGUCGACAUCAGCCACCACAGACAUUACUUCGUUGAACUUGAUCAAUUUGUCUACGACCUCCAAGAAGGCAAGAACGUAAUCGUCAGAGACUCUCACCACGCCCCACACUUGAGCCAUGACUACCCAACUGUCCACCACAUGAUGACAUACAUCGACAGCGCAGUUCGUUCCCAGAACCCAUUCUACGUUACUGAGCCAUCCCAAAUCUUCGGAUUCCCCGCCAGACUAUCAAUUCCCAAAGGACGUUACGGUGGAUUCCCACUCCAAGUUUUCGCUGUCAUCAGCGUUCCUGAGCACACCAUCUCUCAGUAUGGACCAGUCGUACCUGCUCAAUACCGCACCUACCAGAAACCCCACUACCACGUUGUCGAUGAUCAACACUACCAACCAUGGGUCCAAGAACAAAGAACUGGACAAGGUCUCUACGACACCCUUGAUGUUGUUCCCCACUACCACAAACACGGAAUUUAUGGCAAAGAUGUUCCAGUUGAAAAAAUGAGCUACUACUACGGUCACUACCUUUACCACAAAUACCCACAGUACUACCCCUUCUACUACCACCAACACUCCGAAAAAACUUGGCCAACCCAAGAAUACCAUGGAAUCCACCACCCAGAAUACCAAGGACAACAACAAGUCUACCAGCAAUGGCCAGGACAAGGACCUUACCAAUACCAACACCAAUAUCCACACCAAGUACCCGCUGGACAAAUUUUACCCGUAGGACAACACAAAGUAUACCAAGGUGAAGGUAUCUACCAACACGGAGCAACUUACCCAUACGUCGUCGGAGGUACCGCACAAGGAAUGAAACACGAAGUCCACCCAGAAGUACACCAAGGAGUCCACACUGAAACACACCAAGGAAUGCACCACGACGUCCAGUCUGACCAGACAACUGGCUACGACGUCUACAAGCACAACAUCGAGUACUUGAAGAAGUACUACCAAGGCAAGCACAUCAGCGAGAUCAUCGGUGGAGCCGUUUCCCUGGACUACAAGCCUCUGGGUUACCCACUGGACAGACCUCUUGCUCCAAGUGCCUUCUACAUUCCAAACAUGAAGGUAGCCGAAUUCAUGGUCUACCACCACGACGGCCAUUUCCAAGAUGAGCACCACCACGAAACCCACCCCAUGACUUACUAAACUAAAUAAUUAUCUUUUAUUUCUUUCCCACUGUCAUGACUUCUUUUCCUGUUUUUUUAUGUUAGCCCUCACUUUGUGAUUGGUAAUACUCAAAAUAAAUUAUCCGCUAUUUGAUACUAGAAAA